AUGAUUCAGUUAGAAAGUAUCUUUGACGCGGAAAAGAAGAUUUGGUCCGGAAGAAAAGUGAAACCACUUUAUAACCCACAACUGACCCUCGGGGAAGCAAUUCGAUCAAUUUUGCAGAGGAACCCUAAGAAGAUUGGGCAAAUUAGUGAUGACAAUGGAGUACGUCUUUCAAAUGGCGAGAUCCUGUUACGAGCAUACAAAAUCGGAUAUUACCUGAUGGACAAGUGGAACUUACAAAACACGGAUGUGAUCGGACUUAUAGCCAGAAACACGGAAAACCUGGCUCCUCUUGUUUUCGGGCUGUUCUUUUGUGGAGUGUCAGUUAACGCACUAGAUACUUCCUUCAGUGAAGAUGAAAUUGUCAACUUAUUCACAUGUACAAAACCCAAAUUGGUUUUCUGCGAUGCUGAUGCAUAUUCGACAGUGAAAAAUUCCCUGGAAAUAAUAGGCAGUACUGCUGCUAUCUAUAUUGUAGCAGGACAACUAGAAAAGGGGAUGCCUACUACAGUGGAUCACAUUAUCGACCAAACAACAGAUGAAGAGGCACAAAAAUUCAGGCCCUGUGAACCCGAAGAUCCCAGCAAUCAUCCUGCCAUGAUUAUUUGCUCUUCAGGGACAACUGGAUCCGCCAAGGGAGUCUGCAUCUCACAUAAUUCUAUGCUACAACAGAAUGUUUUCACAUCUCUCCACCAGACUGACAUCUUGUUAAGCUUUAGUUCCUUGUACUGGUUAUCAGGGGUAUAUACACUUAUUAUGGGAACUAUCCUCGGUGUAACCAGAAUUAUCACUAGCCAGCCAUUUACUCCCGAGUUGAUGCUACGCUUAGUAGAACAAUACCGAAUCACAUCUUUCAUAUCACCCCCAUCACAACUAGCAAUGUUGGUCGAAUGUCCUGACAUCAAAACCAGGGACCUCUCCAGCCUCUGUGAAUUUCUUUGUGGAGGAAGCUUCGUUUCGCCGGUGCUUUGUGAUAAAAUGCAGCGAUACCUGCCAAACGGAAGGGUUACAGUCGGAUACGGAACAACCGAAAUAGGAGGAGCUCCGAAUAUGAAUGCGGAUCCUUUCAAGUAUGGAUCAGUUGGAAAAUUGACGGAAAACUUUCAAAUAAAAAUCAUAGACGAUAAAGGGGUUGCAUUGGGACCACAUGAAAACGGCGAAAUGUGCUACAAACCCACACAGAAAUUUCUCGGUUACUACGGGCGCAUGGAGGAAGUCGAUUCAGUGUUAGAUAGUGAAGGUUGGGUUCACACCGGAGACAUUGGUCACAUGGACGAUGACGGAUUCUUAUUCAUAGUUGAUCGGAAGAAGGAGAUUAUGAAAUAUAAAAAUUUUCACUUCUCACCAAGUGAGUUGGAAGGUUUUCUCUUAGGUAUCCCCGGUGUUAGUGAAGUUUGUGUUUGUGGAAUCCCAGACCCAAUCUUCACUGACCUGCCAACCGCCGUCAUUGUACGUAGUAAAGGCUCAAACAUCCAAGAAAAGGAUAUCCACGAUUACAUGAAGAACCACCUAUCGGACCAUAAACAAUUGCGUGGUGGGAUUUAUUUUGUAGAUAGUUUGCCCAUGACAGCAUCAGGAAAGUACAAAAGGAGGACAGUGAAGGAAAUUGCUAUGAAAUUAUAUGGACAAACGGUGAACGGUAAAAACAACCUAAUCAAAGUAUGUUAAGAAAUAAAGUCUCAUAAAGUUA
Hermetia illucens (black soldier fly) is the source of this 1687-nucleotide messenger RNA. RefSeq names its product luciferin 4-monooxygenase-like. Gene Ontology annotation, molecular function: long-chain fatty acid-CoA ligase activity. The transcript is spliced from 5 exons. Gene Ontology annotation, biological process: fatty-acyl-CoA biosynthetic process; long-chain fatty acid metabolic process. NCBI's taxonomy places the organism in Eukaryota, Metazoa, Arthropoda, Insecta, Diptera, Stratiomyidae. Bases 1 to 1665 code for a protein of 554 amino acids. The record is from RefSeq and is a predicted model, not a curated record.